Molecule: messenger RNA, 384 nt
Organism: Symbiodinium natans
Lineage: Eukaryota; Dinophyceae; Suessiales; Symbiodiniaceae
Source: the annotation of a GenBank genome assembly
AUGGCCGAAGGCACCAUGGAUGUCUCGGAUGCAUCAGCCGCGAGGGAGCAGGAAUGCCUGCCAGAGACGCCUCGGCUGCAGUACCUGGCGGUCAGGUGUAACGACCGUCCGAUCGAUCUGGUGCCAGCAUUCAGCCCAGCGCAGUAUGUGUACAGCGCAGAGCUGGACUUCGCGGAGCCGGGCUUCGCCGUCGACGCGGUGCCCGCCGAGGGGUCUCGCUUUGCCAACGCAGACAAGUUCUCCUCCACCCAGCUGGUGGCUCCAGGCGCCCGGGUCACCAGCAAGCUGGAAGUGGAGGAUGUCGACGGCAAGGCGAAGAAUGGCUUGGAGUAUUCUGUGAGGGUCGUCCGCCUCACAGGAGAGGAGGCGAAAGCCAGCACCUGA